AUGGGUGCUAAUACUCAUUCCAUAGCCACAAUUUGUGUUAUGAUAUUAACGGUGAUAGCUGCCACACCAGCUACAAUCUCCAAUGAUGACUCGCUAUUAAGGGACUUACCCAAGAGUUUGGAAGACUUUGGAACGAAACUCUACUCGAACAUAGCUAAACGUAGUGCCCAGAAAAACAUUAUAUUUUCACCAUUCUCAAUUGAGACCAGCCUGGCCAUGAUUCGUUUAGGUGCCACCGGACAGACAGCGGAUGAAAUUGACAAUGCUCUAAAUUUAAAAUUUAGCAAUGGCGAAAGAUUGGCCAACUAUUUCGAACAAAUUCUUUCAACAUAUCUGAAUGGUGAUCUUUUACAAUUGGCCAAUAACAUAUAUGCAGAGGAAAAGUUAGAACUACGCGAUCAAUUUAAUGUGUUGCUUGCCAAACAUUUCUUCGCAUCAGGGGAAAAUGUCAAUUUUACACAAAAUAUUAAAGCAGCUGAGAAAAUCAAUUCUUGGGUUGCCGCAAAAACCAGUCAAUUGAUUAACGAUCUGGUCAGUGCCGAGGAUUUGGAUGAAAACACACGUUUGUUACUGCUCAAUGCAAUUUAUUUCAAAGAUGAAUGGGCCCGACCAUUCAUAGGACCUCGUACACAACCCAAAAAAUUCUAUGUGGAUGCAACAAAUUAUGUUAAUGUGAACUUGAUGGUAACGUUUGGAGACUUCCUUUAUGGCAAAAUAGACUAUUUAGAUGCUACCGCUUUGGAAAUGCCUUACAAAAAUUCCGAUCUUUACAUGCUUGUAAUUUUGCCAAACUCUCGUGAUGGCUUGGAUGAUCUAAGGAUUAAAUUGCAGUCAUAUUCUCUGCGUGAAAUAAGAGAGAAUAUGGUUGAGACAAAGGUUCUAGUGGAAAUGCCCAGAUUUAAAACUGAAUACAAAAUCGAAUUGAAUGAGAUCUUAAAGGGGUUGGGUGUGGAACGCAUGUUCUCUCAUGCUGACUUGGAAAAAAUGAUAAAUUCAAAAGAAGUAUUGCAAGUAACGAAAUUUUUGCAUAAGGCAAUUAUUCAUGUCAACGAAUUCGGCACAGAAGCUUCUGCUGCAACAGGUAUUGGCGCAUCUGCUACAUCUGCUGUAAUUGUGCCUGAAAUUGAGACCAAAUUUGUGGUUGAUCAUGGCUUCUUCUAUAAGAUAGUGAAUAGUGAUGGCAUUGAAUUCUUUGAAGGAUCGCAAAGUGAUUUUUAA
Musca vetustissima is the source of this 1218-nucleotide messenger RNA. RefSeq names its product alaserpin-like. The record is from RefSeq and is a predicted model, not a curated record. The transcript has 4 exons. The coding region runs from base 1 to 1218 and encodes 405 amino acids. Lineage: Eukaryota; Metazoa; Arthropoda; Insecta; Diptera; Muscidae. Gene Ontology annotation, molecular function: serine-type endopeptidase inhibitor activity.